CCGGCAGCCGUCGUUUUGGAGGACACCGAGACGGGAGAGACGAUCCUCGAAGAAGGAAGGACCACAUUCUACACCUCUUCGAUGCUCAGCGGUCUGGCCUUGGCCAUCAACAUGGUCAUCAUGUCUCUCUUUGCACGAGACAUUGUCCUCAACACCUUGGCGGACUUCAACUACAUGCGCCUCGUUCUCCUUGUCGCAACCCUUCCUCGCUUCUUCGUCUCCCAGUUCUUCUGCGAGCACGUCAUUCUGAUCAUUGCCCAGGUCUGCUUCCCAAUCUCUCAGAUGCACCGCAACUCUCUGUUCUACAGCAGCCAAAAGAGCAAGCCUCUGCCAGCGGACCACGCCCUGCCCCACUUCACCAUCCACAUGCCCUGCUACAAAGAAGGUCUUCAGACCGUCCUGGGACCCAGUCUGAACAGCGUUCGCGAUGCCGUCGAGGCUUACCGUCAAAGGGGAGGCACGGCCAACAUCGUCAUCUCCGAAGAUGGUCUCCGUCUCCUCGAUCAGAGCGACGCAGAGGAGAGGAUCCGGUUCUACAACGCCAUGGGAUGCAGCUGGGUCGCCCGUCCUGCCAACGGUGCAAACGGAUACGAGCGCAGGGGUCGCUUCAAGAAGGCUUCCAACCUCAACUACACGUACACCUUGUCCCUCGAAGUUGAGACAGCGAUGGCCCAAAUCUUCGAGCAGAACCCAAGCUUGGAUGUGUCGCAGGUCUACUCGCAGGCUUUGGAACAGGUUCUGGCAAGUCACAACGGUGACGCUUGGGCCAGCGGCGACAUUCGCAUGGGAGACUACGUCCUGCUCAUUGACUCGGACACCCGUGUGCCCGCCGACUGCCUCAUCGAUGCAGCCAACGAGAUGGAGCGUUCCCCCGAUGUCGCCGCGCUGCAGCACUGCUCCGGCGUUACCUUUGUGCAGCACCACUACUUUGAGCGCCUCAUGGGCUACUUCGUCGGUGUCUUCACCAACUUCAGCAUCUCCUGGGUUUGCGCAAACGGCGGCACGGCGCCGCUCAUGGGUCACAACGUCUUUUUGCGCUGGACCGCGCUGCAGCAGUGCCAAGGCAAGGUCGACGACCAGGGUGAGCGAUCCAUCUUCUCCUCCAAGCACGUUUCCGAAGACUACGAACUCGCCAUGAGGCUCCAGAUGGCCGGCUACUGCGUUCGCUGGGCCACCUACUCGAACCAAGAGUUCAAAGAAGGUGUCUCGCUGAACCCCGACGACGAAAAGGCGCGCUGGCAGAAAUACGCCUUCGGCGCAUGCGAGAUCGUUUUCAACCCCUUCUACAAGUGGUUCAUGGGCCCCAUUGCACCCCUCUUCUGGCGCUUCCUCUUCAGCCGAAAGGUCCACGCUUCGUCCAAGGCUUCUGCUCUCUCCUACCUCUCGUCGUACUUUGCCAUCGCCGUCUCCCUCCCCAUUACCAUCGGCAUGACGGUGGCACAGGGACUCUUCUGGCCGACCCUGGACUCGUCCUUCAAGCCCGUGUUCGACACCUGGAUUGCCGUCGUCGUCGUCUUCAACUUCGCUGGUGCCCUCGGUCUCAUCUUCUGCCGCGCCCGGAGUGGCCACAAGGGCUUCUUCAGCUCCGCCUGGGACGGUCUCCAGCAUCUCCCCGCCAUCAUCGUCUUCUUCUCCGGCAUCGCCUACCACGUCUCGUGCUCCGUCCUCGCCUACUUCUUCUCUGUCAACAUGACCUGGGGCGCCACCAGCAAGGACUACCAGCAGACUUCGAUCGGCCAGGUCAUCCGUCGCUUCUGGCAUUGCUACCUGGUCAUGGGCGUGCUUCUCGUUGCCAUUUCCAUCGGCAUGAGCCCGCUGCUUCCAAUGACGUGGCGCAUUGAAGGCUUCACAGUCCUCUUCCCACUCUUCCUGGCCAUCGUCAUGCACUUCCUCUUCCCCAUCCUUCUCGACCCCGGUAUUCUCCACAAGUUCAUGCCA
Molecule: messenger RNA, 1938 nt
Organism: Acaromyces ingoldii
Lineage: Eukaryota; Fungi; Basidiomycota; Exobasidiomycetes; Exobasidiales; Cryptobasidiaceae
Exons: 2
Source: RefSeq, a predicted model, not a curated record